GAGCUGGUUGGAUGCGGCGAGCCUCAUGUUCCAGAGAACGGCUUCAAGGUUGGAGAGAAUUAUUGGGCAGGAGAGAUAGUGACUUUUGCGUGUGACGCAGGAUACCAAUUGGAAGGACCUACAAACAGACUGUGCUUGGAAAAUGGCAACUGGAGUAACGUAGAACCGACAUGUAAGAAAGAGAUAACCGUAAAUUAAGCAUACAACGAAGGGUAAAUUAACAAAUUAAUCUCAUUGUUUCCUUAGGCCAUCAUCUUUGCGAGGAACCUCCUCCUCUAGAGAAUGGUUAUAGAAUAGGAAAUGAAUUUUGGGAAGGGAAAAAUGUUACCUACGAGUGCAACAAAGGAUACCAGCUUAGAGGACCACAUGUCAGGGUUUGUAAAGAAAAUGGAAACUGGACAGAAGAAGGACCAUCAUGUGAAGGUAACGCUUAUGAGGAUUGAAAACAUUUUAAAGUUUCAUCAAAGAUCUUUGCAAAGAAAGGUUUCAAGAAAAUCUUGGAAUUACACGGAUCAGACUAGGCCUAAGAUCAAAAUUAUAUCUCUCCUCAAGUACAUAUAUGGAUUGAAAGAGAUUACUCUGGUACGUAAUCACCAUUGAAUAAAUCUAUGUGACUUUAUUACACCAGGCCCGGAAUUCGAGCAUUCAGAAAUCCUUCUGAACAAAACUGAAUACUGGGAGCUCCUUAAAGGCUGGCUGGGUCCUGUGUCUACACUGCCAGCCAAGUGGAAGCUUUGCUACAGAGCUACUGAUCAUGGGUGGAGCUCCAGUACAUUCCACUCGCAGUGCAACAGCUUAGGACCAACAGUGACGUUUAUUAGAGUGGGAGAGUACAUGUUUGGUGCAUACACGGACAGGAACUGGCGUAAGUAAUGACAUAACGAGGAUCUUACUAGAAUGUAGAAAUAACCUGCGUAGAAAAAUUUCAAAUGAGAGCCAUCAUAUGAUUUCUUACAAGUCAAAAAAAAGGAAAAAGGAAAUGUUUUGGAAGACGAAAGAACUACUCUUAAAGUAAUAAUUUUGUCACAACCUCAUCACCUGUUUUCAUGUCUUAACACAUUUUUGGUUAACAACUUUACUCUGACAUUUGAUGGGUUGACAGCAGAGCACUAAUUUAUUUACACAACUGCCACACCUCGUUGAUAUUCUGCUCAAUGUAAAAUCAGUUUAACAUUGGUCAAAUUUUUGCGGUUUUAAUUUACGGUUUGUUCACGAGUACAAUUUUUCUCUACCAGUUUUGUAUGAACAGACAGCUUUCUUACAACGCUAAUCUAUUUGAGAAAAGUAGGACUUGACUUAAUCCUUCAAGGAAAAGUUCUUGAUGAGGAGUGAUAUUCCUAAACAGAGGGUACACGGCAUCGUGAUAGUUAGUAUUAAAACGACUUAGAAUGCCAUUUUUUGCUGUUAUUCAGUGAACCUUUCACCGACAUUUGGUAAAGCUCGUGAUCAUUUUUGACGCAAUUGUUUUGAUCCCCACUUGCGAGUCGAUGUAAUGCAAGCAUUCAUUGGAUAUUUUUGUAGUACGUUGUCAUGUAUAUAUUUCGUUCCGUAUUCAUGAGGAUCAACUCAACUAACACUGGAAUGCCAUAAUUUCUCUGAGGUAGCAGCAAACAAGGAAACAAACUUAUGCCAGUUUCAAGCGCACAGAACAAACAUUGCAAAGGACACAACUACAGCCGAGUUCACAUGCUCAUUCAAAACAUAGACUUUGUUUUUAAUUUCUUUCUUCGGUGAAGCAUUUACGUGUGUACUUUAUAGCAUAUUCCUGAUUAAUUCCUGUUUUUUUCCAGAUUCGAGCGGCUCGUACACAGAUUCGUUGUAUAGCUUCAUAUUCUCUUUUAAAAACCACUAUGGACUGGAACCAUUUAAGCUUCAUGUUAAGAAUAGUCAGCAUGCCAUAUACGGCAACAGCGGUUACGGCCCAACAUUCGGCAGUGGACACGAUAUUUACAUCGCAAACUCUGCAGGCUACAACACAAAUUCCUACAGCAACUUGGGCGACGGUUAUGUGCAGUUGGCCGGUUACCGGCAGGGUUCGAGUGACGCGAAAAGUCUGUUGGCCGGAAGUUACAAAUUCCAGCCUCAUGAAGUUGAAGUGUUUUAUCAGACUCACAAGGGCUAA
Messenger RNA from Pocillopora meandrina, 2122 nucleotides. Lineage: Eukaryota; Metazoa; Cnidaria; Anthozoa; Scleractinia; Pocilloporidae. The record is from the annotation of a GenBank genome assembly.